GGCAUAUGCACCGCUCGACAACUCAUCGCUUCGUCAACUCCGCGACACCCACUCGAAUCCAUCAAUUCAAGAACUUCACAAGCUCAAGACCCACGGUCGUUGGGUCAUCACCGCGUGUUCCGCCCAAGACAUUCGCCGCGCGCGCGCAUCGGGAGAUCUCAGACAAAGGCAAGUUCGCUACAGCGCAAUACCGUAUUGUGAUAAGAGCGGCUCGAGGCUGGUACGGCAACUGUGGAGAGCAGAAUCUGCUCGAGUACUCUGAACGCCCUGUUGGUGGGUGCGGUGAAUGGCAGAAGGGUGAAUGGUCAGAAAGAGCUUCGGAAGCGCACUGGGGAUAUAUUGAAGCAAGCCACGGUUUAGCUAGCAACCCGACUACACUUCUUGCAUAACUCGUCCUGACCAAGGGCUGAAAGAUCCUCGCACCGCUCGCUUCGCGCUUCGCGAUACUGUGGUGCUGUCGGGUCCUCCACGUCACACGCUCGAGGCUGUCUCGAGUGGUGUUUUCUACCGUCCCGUCACGCCGGGACAGUCUUCAUCGAAGCAACUAGAUAGCAUAUUUGUGCAUCACUGCGUGCUGAACUUCCAUCUCGUGAAGCCGUCAUGUCUUCCAGAUCGCCGCGCGGCUCCUUCUCAGGCGGGUCUUCUGCUGAAGUGGCCGCCGACUUCGAAGAAUCUCUGAAAGAUCUCCAGAGUAACAACAGGUACGAGAUCAGCAACCUGACUGUCAUCGCCAAAGAAAAUACGGAGCACGCGCAGGCAAUAUCGAAAGCACUGGAGAACCACAUCAAGCAGACGUCUCCAACGCGCAAACUGCCAGCGCUCUUCGUUCUCGACAGCAUUGUUAAGAAUGUAGGCACACCCUACACAGUUUACCUUGGUCGGAACCUCUACAAUACCUUCAUGGAAGCUUACACUCUGGUCGACAACGCGACAAGGCGCCAUAUGGAUGCGAUGCUGCGAACGUGGAAAGAGCCCGUGCCUGGAUCUAUUGACCCGCGACCUGUCUUCCCUCGAGAGACUGUUCAGCCCCUUGAAAACGCCAUGAUAAAGGCUAGGGCGGCGCUGGAGAAGAUCAGGCAGUCACAGACUCAGUUUCAAGGCGUGGCGACACCACCUCAGCAGAAUGGCCAAUACCCUCGGCCGCCUUCUCACACGCCGCAGCCAAUGUAUCCAGGCCACCCCGUUCCGCAGGCUACACCACAGUCUCAGCCGUAUGCAUACCAGCCGCCACUCACAAACUUGAACAACGAGAUCGAGAGCGUGAAGCGUGACAUCGACUCAUUGAUCCCAAGAUUUCAGUACCAGCUUGCAAGUAGGCCGCACGAUGUAGGUCUACAGACUCAGUUCAACGCGCUGAACCAGCUGCGCAACCUCCUCAACAUCCAGCGUGUGAGCUCUAGCGAGCUUCAGCAGAUCAAGCAACAGGUCUCCUCUCUGGCCCCGGCAGUGCCAGCAUUUCCACCACCCGUACCUCCUCCGCAGGUGCCCCAGCCGCAGUGGCAGACACCGACACCACUUCCUCUCGCAUUCCAACCGCCGCUCCCGAUCCCGACUGCUACGCCUUCGCAUGCUGGGCCACCACCUAACCUGACCCCUGACGCAUUGAAUGGCUUGCAAGCAUUGUUGGCCGGCACACAAAAGCCUAGCACACCGCAGCUGCGCGCGGCCAUUCCUGGAUUUCACAACGCGAGUCACUCCCAGCUCAAUGCAGUCCAGAGCCAUACCAGCUCGGCACCUCAAGCCAACGACGCGGCAGAUCUAAUCGCGUCUUUGACGAAGGCCGGGCUCAUCAAGCCUGUCUCCAGCGCUGCACCGCCUGCCAAUCCCGUCGCAACGGCACCAGCUGCAUCAGAUCCGACUGCAGAAUUGUUGAAGUCACUUCAAGCGGUAGCGCCGCUUCCUUCACAAGCCGCAACUCCAUUACAGUCACACGCUCAACCUGUACGAGCGCAUCUCCAAGUGCCGAUUACAGCAGCGAGUUUGAAGACCUUCCGCCCCGAGCUAGUUGCCGCGAUGUACGAUGCGUUGCCAAACCAGUGCAGCACAUGCGGACGACGCUUUUCCACCACCGAAGAAGGCAGGCAGAAGAAGAGUCUUCACUUGGACUGGCACUUUCGAACAAACCAGCGUAUCGCCGAUCCCAACACCAACCGCGGCCACCACAGGAAUUGGUUCCCAAAUGAGAUGGAGUGGAUACAGCACAUCGAAUUCGAUCCUUCGACAACUACCGCCACUGCGAAGGAAAACACGGAAGCAGCAAAGGCGCAGAAGAGUCCACAGGAGCAGGUUGUCCGGGCCCCAGCUGGCAUGACCAAGAGCACAUGCACCAUUUGCUACGAGGACUUACAUAGCACGUAUUCCGAGGAGCAUCAGGACUGGGUCUUCGCCAAUGCUGGGUACAUGAACAAGAAGAUCGUUCACGCGACGUGUCUCGCAGAGUUGACAAAGUCGCAACCGGUGGCUAGCAUCGACAGAGGAGCACUUGCUGCAGCGCUCGCAAGCGUCGGUGCCAACCAGCGAGAGCGCAGCUCAACACCGGACUCAUCCCUGGGGAAGAGAAAGGCUGAGUCUGAGAUGGCGGGCAACGGGCCUCGCAUCAAAAUGCAGUGAGGCGUCGAUCGAGACAGCGAGAAGUGUACUUAGAUGAGGUUUCUUACUUUGACAAGCGUGGCGCUGGUGGUGACAAUUUGCUCGAAUUGCAGCAACAGCAUGGGAGGGAGUUUCAGCAGCAUAGACAGCGAAUCACAAAAGCCGAACUUCGGCCGUACUG
Molecule: messenger RNA, 2770 nt
Organism: Cercospora beticola
Lineage: Eukaryota; Fungi; Ascomycota; Dothideomycetes; Mycosphaerellales; Mycosphaerellaceae
Gene: PCF11
Product: Pcf11p
Biological process (GO): termination of RNA polymerase II transcription
Cellular component (GO): cytoplasm; mRNA cleavage factor complex
Molecular function (GO): mRNA binding; phosphatidylinositol binding; RNA polymerase II complex binding
Source: RefSeq, a predicted model, not a curated record